CGCAUUAACGCGGACGGCUUUAUUUAUUUAUUGACCUGUUUUUCUCUGGUUGUUGGGAUAAUAUACCGACGAAUCUCUGUAAUUGGUGUACCAAAGAAAAAGAACAAGCAAUUGCACCUCUUUAUACUCAGUAUCAUAGAGCUUCCUUCUCAAUUCUCAUCGGUCCUGUAAGUUAUGGAAAUUUGCAGGAUUUUGAUGCUUUGAAUUUCUGGAAGUGUUUUAUGCGUGUGCCUACCACGUUCUAAUACCAUUUGCAUUCUAUGGAUCCUAGGAGUUUCGCUGAUGAAAGGAGUGAGAGCAGACUAUAUGUCGGAAACCUUGAUCUAAGAAUAACUGAAGCUGCUCUGAUUAAGAUGUUUUCUCCAUAUGGAAAGAUUAUAUCUGAAGAUUUCUUAUGGCACACUCGUGGCCCCAAACGCGGAGAACCACGAGGGUUUGCCUUUAUCCAAUACAGCACAAAAGAGGAAGCUAAAUUGGCCAAGGAGAAGAUGCAUGGGAGAUUAGCUUGUGGUCGACCAUUAAUGGUUCAUCUAGCUAGUGAGAAAUACUUGGAGGAAGCAGCAGCACAGAAUUCUUCCAAAGCCGGAUGCAAUACAAUUAAAAGCGGCACCACUAGUACCAUCUCGGGACAAGUGAGUCGCAGUGCCAAAAUAGCUGCGAUUAAGAACAAAUUGAAAGCCUUGGAUGAAGAGAGGGAUGGCGCGAAGAAGCCUAAAGCCAGCUAACAAAGCAAGUUUUUAAGAUCCAGAAGACAUUACUGAUGCCUUUUUAAGAUUUUAUUUGGAUUUAUGAUCCUGUCUGAAUCAAACCAAAUGCGGAUUUCACUACUAAAGACUGCGAGGGAAACAAAAAUCCGAAUUGUCCCGAACACGAUAUCUAGAUGUUUAUUGAUAUGAUAAGAAUUUAAUGAUCAGUGUUAACGGGACCGACUUGGAUUGAUCCAGUCCGACUGUGACCUUUAAGCUCUUUAUUUCGGAUUUAAUCUUUACCAAAAAGGCAAAAA
Gossypium arboreum is the source of this 1003-nucleotide messenger RNA. RefSeq lists its product as uncharacterized. The record is from RefSeq and is a predicted model, not a curated record. The transcript has 5 exons. Bases 261 to 725 code for a protein of 154 amino acids. Gene Ontology annotation, molecular function: RNA binding. NCBI's taxonomy places the organism in Eukaryota, Viridiplantae, Streptophyta, Magnoliopsida, Malvales, Malvaceae.